This is a messenger RNA of Ictalurus punctatus (channel catfish), 5467 nucleotides long. RefSeq names its product PR domain containing 15 (gene prdm15). Lineage: Eukaryota; Metazoa; Chordata; Actinopteri; Siluriformes; Ictaluridae. The coding region runs from base 1514 to 4939 and encodes 1141 amino acids. Gene Ontology annotation, molecular function: protein binding. The record is from RefSeq and is a predicted model, not a curated record. Gene Ontology annotation, cellular component: nucleus. The transcript is spliced from 25 exons.
UCUAACACAUAAACACUCAGAGCUUCACCUCGGACCUUCCCGGCUGCUCUGUGCGCUCAGAUCGCGCGCUGUGACCGGGCCGUGCGCGCGCUUAGCGCCGUGUUUUGCGCUCUUUCUGAUGCUCGUGCUCUGCGCUAUCCGGUCCAUCCGCCGCGCCGAUUGUUCUCGGUUACAGUUUUCUCUCUCUCUCUCUCUCUCUCUCUCUCUCUCGCUCUCGCUCUCUUUUUCGCUUUUGCCGAACAGAUCAGAGUUAAAACCCGGCUACGAUUUUACACACACACACACACACCGACCGGAUCUUGUGUGUAACUCAGUCCCGCUCCCGGAAUCUGCGCGGUGUUUAGAGCGUUUCUCUCUCUCUCUCUCUCUCUCUCUCUCUCUCUCUCUCUCUCUCACACACACACACACACACACACACUCUUUGUUCAGGUUCAGGAUGGACUGUUAAUGGUCAGUGCAGUCUGGUGUGUUCAUGCAAGAAGAGCUCAUCUCACACUCACACACACACACACACACACACACACACACGGAGGGCUGUGACGUUAUGAAGUGCAGGGCUGGAUCAUGUACUGUGUUCCUGUUCUAAGUGUUAAAGGGGAAAUCCGGACCAAAAUAAAAUCCUCAUACUGUCACACGUUAACCCUAAAGACGUGUUGAGAGUGUGCAGUUUGUUUAUUUAGUGUUUAUUGUUUGUGUUUACACUACACUGGAACUAACACAACACGCGUCUACGUCAGAAAACCCUUUAGCGUAGAUCUUGUCUGGAUCUUCACACAGACACACACACUGUUUACUGUUUACUCCGUGUGCUGGUGUGUUCUCCUUUUGUGUGUGUGUGUGUGUGUGUGUGUGUGUGUGUGUGAAAACGCCCGGCCUGAGACCGCCUCAGCGAGGAAAUCUCCUGGUACGGUUCCGCUGGAGCUGGCUCUAGAGCGGUUCUCUUGCAGCGAGAAAGAGAUUCGAUCCCGAGUCGGAUACAGGAAGUGACCCGGACACGCCACGUGUUUUGGGUUGCGCUCGAUGUUGUUCUAUAAACUGAGCCGAAGGACAGAGCUGUAGUGCUGCGGAGACGGGACGUGCCUUCUGGAGAUUUGGACCGAAUCAGACAUUUCUGUAAUGAUCCGGUAAUAUACAGAGUGCGGUUCCGUGUUCUCCACCUGAGCUUUUUAUCAUUUCUGCACACGCCCGGCAAAAGCAAACAGUUCUGCUCUGAUUGGGACUCGCGAGGUGUGUGAAGGUGUGUCAGGGUGAGCGCUGUACACGUUCUCUUCUCCUGUAGUUGUAGAAAUUGUCGUGAAGUUGUAACAGCGCCACCUGCAGGACCGGAGCACUCGCACGCACACCGACAUCACCCACACUUUUAACGACACUUACAAAUCAGUUAGUAUGGGUCACGUGCUUGCGAUCUAGGUUGUGAAUGCUUUUAAGUGAUUAUAAUAUUUAAUUUAAGACACGUCUCACUGCGCUGUUAUGCUGUACCCGUGAAGGAUGUGUUAUUCCACUCGCCUGCCUGAUGAGGGCGCAGUACGGCCCGAGAUUGCCAGUGGGAAUGGCUGAGCAGACACCAGACGACUACAUCUGGUGUGAGGACUGUGCUCAGUAUCAUAACUCUGAGUGUCCUGAACUGGGCCCCGUCGUCACUGUUAGAGACUCGUAUGUGUUGAGUCGAGCUCGGUCGUCUCUGCCGGACAGUCUGGAGAUCAGGGCGGCUGAAGGAGGGACAGAGGGGGUGUUUGUCCUCCGGCGGCUCGUCAAGAGGACGCGCUUCGGCCCGUUCGAGGCCAAACGCGCCACACGGCUGAACACACACACGCCGUUUCCUUUAAAGAUCUUUCAGACAGACGGCUCUGUGGUGUGUUUGGACACGUCUAACGAGGAUGACUGUAACUGGAUGAUGCUGGUCAGACCUGCGACAGAUCACACACACCAAAAUCUCACAGCGUACCAACAAGAUGACGAGCUGUACUUCAAUACCUCGCAGGAUGUGUUGCCGGGGGCGGAGCUGAGGGUGUGGUAUGGAGCUUUCUAUGCUAAAAAGAUGGAGAAACCCGUACUGAAGCCUCCUGUUGCACCUCCACCCACAGGGCUGUUGUGUGGAAAGCUGGCGACUGUUGAGGAGAGAGUAGCAGUGACAGCGCCCCCUGUGCUCAGAGACAGUAGUACAGAUCAGCUGACCCGCUCACCCUCUGCUGUCUCACCCUCUGCUGUCUCACCUGCCGCUGUCUCACCUGCCACUGUCUCACCUGCCACUGUCUCAUCUGCUGCUGUCUCACCUAUCCAGCAGGUAGCGGUGGUUGUUUCUCCGGAGGCUAACGCUACACUCGCAGCACCUGAACCUAAAAAACGAGCGAACAGACAACGCAAAGUGAAAGGAGAGACAGCAAAACCCAGUAAAGACACCCCUGCUCCUGCUCCAGUUCCGACAAUGAGGGAUGUUCAGGAUCUCGUGACGAACAGAGACGAGCUGUCAAUCAAACCGAGCCGACACACACGCUGCCUCCUCAGCGGGAAGUCAGUGGUGAGGAAGCGUGUGCUGAAGAGUGGAGAUCAUAAGCGAGUGUAUCAGUGUAUCCUGUGUAACAAAGUGUUUCAGAACAGCAGCAACCUGAACCGGCAUGUCCGCUCUCACGGUGAUAAACUGUUUAAGUGUGACGAGUGUGACAAGAUGUUCAGCCGUAAGGAGAGUCUGAAACAGCACAUCUCCUACAAACACAGCAAGAACGAGUCCGAUGUGGAGUACAGGUACAAGUGUAAGACGUGUGAGAAAUCGUUUCGGGUAGAAAACGCCCUGAAAUUUCACAACUGCAGGACAGAUGAUAAGACGUUUCAGUGUGAACUCUGCUCCAGGUUUUUCUCCACCAACAGCAACUUAUCCAAACACAAGAAGAAGCAUGGGGAGAAGCUGUAUGCCUGCGAGGUGUGUAACAAAAUGUUUUACCGUAAAGACGUGAUGCAGGACCACCAGAGACGCCACGUCAUGGGCUCGAAGAACAUGAAGAGAGAAGAGAUGGAAUCAAACGGAGAAGAAGGAACGAAAUACAGGAAAGAACCGUCAGCGUGCCCCAUCUGCGGCAAGGUAUUUUCCUGUCGCAGCAACAUGAACAAACACCUGCUGACUCACGGAGACAAAAAGUACACGUGUGAGAUCUGCGGACGCAAGUUCUUCCGCGUGGACGUGCUGAGAGACCACAUACACGUCCACUUCAAGGAUAUUGCGUUAAUGGAUGAACAGGAGCGAGAGAACUUCAUUAAAAAGAUCGGAAUAUCGAUGGAUGACAGUGAAGAAAACUCAGACGAUGAGGAUGAGAAAGACGAUCCGGAACAUCACAAAUAUAGCUGUAAAAAGUGCCAGGUGACGUUCGCUAAAGGCCGUGAUUACCUGAAACACAUCAUGGAGAUGCACAAAGAACGUGGAUACGGCUGUGUGAUCUGUAACAGGCGCUUCGCCCUCAAAGCCACCUACAACGCUCACCUGGUUAUUCACAGAGAACAGCUUCCUGACCCCGCUGUGCAGAGGUACAUCCAUCCGUGUGACAUGUGCGGCCGCAUCUUCAACAGCAUCGGCAACCUGGAGAGGCACAAGAUCAUCCACACAGGUGUGAAGAGUCACAGUUGUGAUCGUUGUGGAAAAUCGUUUGCCAGGAAGGACAUGCUGAAGGAGCACCUGAGAGUUCAUGAUAACAUCCGUGAUUUCCUGUGUGCCGAGUGUGGGAAAGGUAUGAAGACGAAACACGCCCUGCGGCACCACAUGAAGCUCCACAAGGGCAUUAAGGAGUACGAGUGUAAGGAGUGUAACCGCAAAUUCGCACAGAAAGUCAACAUGCUGAAACACUACAAGAGACACACAGGUAUAAAGGACUUCAUGUGUGAGCUGUGUGGAAAAACGUUCAGCGAGAGAAACACGAUGGAAACACAUAAACUCAUUCACACAGUGGGGAAGACAUGGUCGUGUGCAGUGUGUGAUAAGAAGUAUGUGACGGAGUACAUGCUGCAGAAACACGUCCAGCUCACACACGAGAAGGUGGAGGCUCAGAGCUGUCACAUGUGUGGCACUAAAGUAUCGACACGAGCCUCCAUGAACAGACACAUACGCCGUAAACACCCUGAGGUGGUGACGGUGAGAGUGGAGUAUUUGGAUGAUCUUCCAGAAGCCGCAACGAUUGACGCCUCAUCCAUCAGCAUAGCACAGCCUCCUCUCUCCGCAGCAAAAGGCCACAGGAACUCGAGUCCCAUGAAGAAGAAGCAGAAGCUGCAGGAGUCGAUUCUCUCAGAUUCAGUUGAAUAUGGAGAGCUAACCAGAAAAAACAGCGAGUUCACCACGGCAACAACGACCACGGCAACGACAGGAGACGAGACCAACUCAGCCGUGCAGAAUUUACAGCAGGUGGUGGUGUUAGCCGACCCUAGCGCCCCUCCCACCACCUCGGUGAGUUUGACCAACAUCAGGGUGACGCCCAUCAACACGGCGGCUCAGUUCACCAGCCUGCAGCCCGUCGCCGUGGAACGACCUCUGACCCUCGACAGCUCCAUUCUCACCGUGACCUUUGACCCCGUCAAUGGCUCCAGCGUGCAGGCGGACGGUGCGAACGCACAGUCCGUUGCUCACUUCAUCAACCUCACUACCUUCGUCAAUCCCAUAUCACACCCUCUGGAAGCCUGGAGGCCCAUCACGAACACAGAGGCGAGUCACGUUACCACAGACACAAGUCAUGUGACUGCUGGCACGAGUCAAGUGACACCGGAUGGGAAUCACGUGACAGCAACCAUGACGGUGGGCGGAGCCCAGGCUGAGCCUCAGGACACCCAGAACUCCCAGGACCCCGAAGCUCAGCUUCCACAGGAAUCGCAGCAUAAUCUCGGGCAAAGCCAUCAAAUCCAGCCCCAGGCUUCAGGGCCUACACAGCCUCCAGCCACAGCGCCGCAAAUGUUCAGCUACUGAGAGCGAAAACACCAGCAAACUCUUUUAAACUCUCGCUCAUCUGAAGGCAGUGACAUGAAAACACAGCCAGACACGUCGCUUUGACCAUAAAAUGUCAUAUUUCAGGUCGCCGAAGAAUCAUGUUGAACGUUAUGAUGGAAAAUGUAGCAAUUAUGUUCAGAUGAAUUCUGGAUUAAUUUACACUCUCAGUAAUUAUGUGUUGACCUGCACUUCCACCUAAAACCAAAGCUGGAUGUGUUUUGUUUUUGUGUUUUUUUUCUGUUUUUUUUUUUUUUUUUUUUAGAGAACAGAUGCACGUGUUUAAACUGCAGCUGUGAGAGAAGCAGCGUCACAGGCACAUCUGUGUUUCCAUUAAUUGGAAAAAGAGACAGAGAGGAUGUUGAAUUAUUUCUCUGAAAUUAAGGAAAAAAUGGAUAGAAAUAAGGAUUAUCAGUUUCUUACUGGGCUAAUCAUUUUUAAUGAUUUUUUUUUCUAAAAGCAGGUCUGUUGCCAAUAAACAGGAGCUCUGUAGCAGCUGUUGAGAUGUGA